AUGCCAGUGAUAUCUAUUUUUCCUCGUCCAAACAAUACUUUCCACUUACCUGCAGACCCAUCUGUCCCAUUCAUGAUGGUUGGUCCAGGAACAGGAAUUUCACCAUUCAUUGGUUUCCUACAACACAGGCAGAAGCUCAGAGAACAACAUACAGACUGGGAAUUUGGAGAGACAUGGCUGUUUUUUGGUUGUCGGCAUCAGGAUCGAGACUAUUUGUUCAAAGAUGAGCUGAGAUGUUUUCUUGAAAAUGGCACAUUAACUCAUCUUAAGGUUUGUUUCUCAAGAGACUCUUCAACUGCAGAAGUAGCUCCACCUAAAUACGUGCAAGACAUCAUUAGGCUUUAUGCCAAGGAAGUUGCCAGAGUCCUGCUGGAAGAGAAAGGUUACUUCUAUAUAUGUGGAGAUAAGAAGCACAUGGCUGAUGGUGUAAGCGAUGCUGUAGUAGAAAUUUUGAGCAUGGAAAUGGAAGCUGACAGAUUGGAAGCAAUGAAAAUCCUGGCCAUGCUUCGAGAAGAAAAACGCUAUUUACAGGAUGUGUGGAGCUAAAUAUUUAGCUUUUCCUAUGCCUUUGUAACACAGAAUACUUCUUUUCACACAUGUACUUUUGACUAAAAGUUAUUGUCAGAAGUGCUAUGAGUAGUUACACAAACGUUAACUUUCUCUAUUGACCUUUAAACAGGAACAUGAAACCUUUUAAAUGACAGCAAACCAGGCUGGCCUUUGAAGUGUCUGAGGUUUUAGAGAUGUUACAUAAUGGACUGUCUCAGUGCCUUGAUUCUCUCAUUUUAAGAUUAGUUUAAUGUAUAAAUUAAAAACUUCUGCACCUGUACAAGCAUAAUUAUAUGUUGACAUUACAUCAUGUAUCUUUUCCUAUAAUGUACACAUAAUGAAGCUACAGAGUAAAUAUGUUACUCAGUGAUCUGUGUGUUAUCAAAUACAUUACUGACUUGCCAAGAUUUAUUUGAAUACUUCCUAGAUGCUUCCUGAGACUACUUAUAUUUUUUCAACUCGCACAAUGACAGUAACUGCCAAAAGGUUACUGAAGAAUUUCAGCUCCAAAAUUCUCUUUAAUACUUAGCUUUUUCAUGACAUCAUUACUUUGUGUCUCGAAGUUUGCCACACCCUGUGCUAUCAUUAUUAGAUUUUCCUGAAAGUGUUUUCAUUCCUGUCUCUAAAAUGUUUGUGGUUUAAUUUAUGAGCAAACUCAACCAGUUGGGCUGAAUUUGGUUGCUUAAUAAAUAGUUUCUCAGAUUACUAAAUUAAUUUUGUUAAUCGAAGACAUAGUAAAAUACAGUGUUUUGAAAGGAGUUGCCCAUGUGACAAUCCACUGCCAAAUUAAUUUGUUGAAAACAUAUUUUUCAAGUGUCUGAUCUUUCUAACAAGGGACAUUUGGUGUACAAAUAGGUGGAAGAGUAAAAGUGUAAGUUAUUCAUGGUUCUUUUCAGAUCUCUCCUCUUCCCUCUGCUUUUUCUAACUUCUAAAUAUCCAUGUUGUCUUCUCAGUUCCCUGUCAUCCUUAAAGGAUAAAAACAAAGUAUGAGAGAAUAUUUUAGACAAAUCAUUUUUUCCUGGGGAAAGUUGUUGUUUUGUUUUGAUUUACACAUAGUCAGAACCACAUCACUUACUCCAAGUCUUGUGGUUGUCUAGUGAUUAUUAGUUAAUUGGUCAAGUUGUGUGCUGUGCUUGUUGAAUCUGUCUGACAUAUAAGCCUUGUUGUAUUUUUUGUUGCUCCUGGGGAAUGUGUAGUGUUUUGCUGUCUCUUUGUUUCCUUUGGAAGUUAAGCUUCAAGGCCACAGUUUUUGGCUUAACUGCAUUCCAGUUUUCCUUUGUGACCAGAAGUGGAGAAUAACUGUAUUAGUAAAGAUGAAAUUAGUCUUA
This is a messenger RNA of Pipra filicauda (Wire-tailed manakin), 1877 nucleotides long. Its product is annotated as methionine synthase reductase-like. Lineage: Eukaryota; Metazoa; Chordata; Aves; Passeriformes; Pipridae. Gene Ontology annotation, cellular component: cytosol. The transcript is spliced from 5 exons. The record is from RefSeq and is a predicted model, not a curated record. Gene Ontology annotation, biological process: homocysteine metabolic process. Gene Ontology annotation, molecular function: FMN binding; [methionine synthase] reductase (NADPH) activity; flavin adenine dinucleotide binding. Bases 1 to 546 code for a protein of 181 amino acids.